AUGGUAAACACUAGCAAGGACCCUGUGGUUGGCAACGAGCAGAAAGCAGGUGCUUUCUGGCAACGCAUUGCAGCGUACUUCGCAGCAAGUCCAAAGGUGGCAAGAGGUGAAACGCGAUCAGUCAUUCAGUGUAAGCAAAGGUGGCAGAAGAUGAAGGAUCUUGUAUCCAAGUUUUGUGGAACCUAUGCGGCUGCAACAAGACAGAGAACAAGUGGUCAGAGUGAGGAUGAUACUGUAAAAAUGGCACAUAAAAUCUUCUACGACGAUCAGAAGAUUAAAUUUAAUCUUCACCAUGCUUGGGAGGAGCUGAGGAAUGACCAGAAAUGGGAAUAA
Messenger RNA from Raphanus sativus (radish), 333 nucleotides. Its product is annotated as glutathione S-transferase T3-like. The record is from RefSeq and is a predicted model, not a curated record. NCBI's taxonomy places the organism in Eukaryota, Viridiplantae, Streptophyta, Magnoliopsida, Brassicales, Brassicaceae. Bases 1 to 333 code for a protein of 110 amino acids. The transcript has a single exon.